AUGGAGCUCAGUCCACUGCCUGUGAUGCUCUUGCUGAUUUCACUCAUACCAGUGGUCCAGGCUCAAAUAAAACCCAAACCGACUGUGAGAGUGAAUCCUCAGAGCUCCGUCUACACUGGAGACACCGUCACUCUGAGCUGUGAGCUGCAGCAGGAGACUGGAUGGAAGUUUCAAUGGUACAAAAAUAAUCAGCUGUUACAGAAUCUGAACAGUGAGCAAGUGAACACACUUAAUGUGACAGUCGAUAAUGCAGGAGAAACAGAGUACACGUGUCGAGCACGCAGGAGAAACUACAAGUACUACUACUACACAGAGUACAGUGAUCCUGUCAAGAUUACAGUGAGAGUAAAACCCAAACCGACUGUGAGAGUGAAUCCUCAGAGCUCCGUCUACACUGGAGACACCGUCACUCUGAGCUGUGACAUACAGGAUGAAAGUGUCUCUAGCUGGCAGUACAGCUGGUAUAAAGAUACUUCACACAGUCCUGUCAGUAGUGAACAGGUGUACAGUAUCAGUGGUGUUGAAGUGACCCACACAGGUACAUACACCUGUAGAGGAACAGAGAGAGGAGGCUCACGCUCCUCACACUCCAGUGAUGUUAUUACACUGACUGUAUCAGAGAGACCACAGGCAGUACUGAGUGUAUCUCCACACAGCUGGCUGACUGAAGGAGACUCAGUGACUCUAAGCUGUGAGGUUACAGACUCCUCUACAGACUGGACAUUCAGCUGGUACACAGUUGUUCCCUACAGAGACGGAUUAACUGGAAUAAAUAAUAAUCGUGGCUAUAUGGUGUAUGUGGAGCUCCUCUCAGACAGCAGCAGAGGAUCUGGAGGCAAAUACACUCUCAGUCCUGCUGCUCUUAUACACACAGGAGUUUAUAUGUGCAGAGGAGAGAGAGGAGAACCAGCCCUUUACACACAGUACAGCAAUCUACAGCCACUAUGGAUCACUGGUGAAUCUCCUCCAGUCUCUCUGAUCAUCAAUCCCAGCAGAACUCAACACUUUACUAAUGACUCUCUCUCACUGAGCUGUGAGGACCAGAGUAAGUCUACUGGAUGGACAGUGAGACGAUACACACACAGUGAGAGAGUGUUAGAUUGUUCACACUGGGGAUCAGUUACAGGAUCUACAUGUAACAUCAGCUUCCUCUCCACAUCCUACACUGGAGUUUACUGGUGUGAGUCUGAAUCUGGAGAAAACAGUAAUCCUGUCAACAUCACAGUUCAUGAUGGUGAUGUGAUCCUGGAGAGUCCUGUCCAUCCUGUGACUGAGGGACAUCCUCUGACUCUACGCUGUUUAUAUCACAACCCAAAUCCCUCAAACCUCCGAGCUGAUUUCUAUAAAGAUGGAUCAGUUCUCCAGAACCAGACUACAGGAGAGAUGAUCAUCCAAACUGUCUCAAAGUCAGAUGAAGGUUUCUACCACUGUGAACACCCAGAGAGAGGAGAGUCACUGAAAAGCUGGGUCUCAGUCAGAUGUCCAUCACCUGUAGAAGCUCCAUUCUCAGUGCUCAUGCUGAUCUGUAGUGUGGUGACGGCCUCUCCGUAUCUGCUGGUGACCAUCAUUCUGCUGCUCAUAUGUUACAGAGCUCGAGAUCACACUGAUGAAGACAGGAUUGAGAAUGCAGUUAUAGAGGAGUGAGACGUUAUAAAAAGUCAUCUAUAAAAAGAAUAAACAUUUACUGAAAAAGAUCAUUUCAGAAUUUCUUUUUCAUUAUGGUUUUGUGUGGAUUUUAAAAUAAUACCGAUUUGUCAUUUUAAUGUAAUGCUGUUAUUUGCUCAGCAUCUUCUAGACACUGUCAUAGUUCUGUAUGGAUUUGUUUAGUUAAAGCCUGAAAACCUCCUCAUGAGUGAAGGUCAAUGUGUGUGUAAUCUCCAAUAAAGCUUACAGUCUUUUAAACAAUAGCAAAAACUGAGAAAUAUAUAUUUUUUUAAAAAUUCAAAACAGGAUUAAUUGCAAGUUGGAAACUAGCAUCAUUGGGAUGGAUAUGAAAACUUUAUUAGAUUUGUCUAGUGCAGCACUGAGAUUUACUCAAUAGUUAAAAUUGUUUUAUAUUGUAUACAUACUAAGUUUAUUGACUGUUAUCUGAAAUAUGGUGCAGAACUAUUUGUGUUUUCUCAGUAUUAGUUCUACCACUUCUGUAUUUGUACUGCUGUGUU
Messenger RNA from Tachysurus fulvidraco (yellow catfish), 2162 nucleotides. Its product is annotated as B-cell receptor CD22-like. Lineage: Eukaryota; Metazoa; Chordata; Actinopteri; Siluriformes; Bagridae. Gene Ontology annotation, biological process: cell surface receptor signaling pathway. Gene Ontology annotation, molecular function: transmembrane signaling receptor activity. The record is from RefSeq and is a predicted model, not a curated record. The transcript has 9 exons. Bases 1 to 1644 code for a protein of 547 amino acids.